Messenger RNA from Lentinula edodes (shiitake mushroom), 1419 nucleotides. Its product is annotated as transcription factor Tfb2-domain-containing protein. Gene Ontology annotation, cellular component: transcription factor TFIIH holo complex; transcription factor TFIIH core complex. The record is from RefSeq and is a predicted model, not a curated record. The transcript has 13 exons. Bases 1 to 1419 code for a protein of 472 amino acids. Gene Ontology annotation, biological process: nucleotide-excision repair. Gene Ontology annotation, molecular function: ATPase activator activity; double-stranded DNA binding. Lineage: Eukaryota; Fungi; Basidiomycota; Agaricomycetes; Agaricales; Omphalotaceae.
AUGCCUUCCAAUAACUCCGAUGGCGUCGACGAUAUCAGGGACUUGACACCAGUGUUGAACAAACCUCACGCCUUGUUGCCAUUUCUUCAAUUACAAUCUGCGACGUCUCUGAGUCGCUUGUAUCAGAGUCCUUCUUCAUGCUUGUCGAUCUUUCGGCUGUUGGAUUCAAUAGAGCGCCAACUUGUUAUGAAUCUGCUGUGGCUCGAAUCAGCGAUUUCGCUUACCACUAUGGGUGCAUGGGUUGUCCAGGACAAGAAAAAAGUGUAUGAUGACGCCCUGGACAUGUUAUCCAAACUCCAUAUAUUACAUAUUUCUGGUAAACUAUCUCUUAAUACCACCUUCAAAACGAGUCUGCGCCACGCUAUUACCGGAGGGGGAACUACCGGAAGUUUCGGUGUACCUGCUGAAAAAGAUGAAAAACGCCCACCUAUGGAUAUAGAAGGCCUCGAUGGAUAUGCAUUGGAACGUUGGGAGACUAUUCUUCACUUCAUGGUGUCAUCGGGAACAGGGCAGACUCCGACACGGCCUUCUCAGGGAGUCCUCUACCUUUUGCAACGCAGUGGUCUUAUGAGUAACCAACAUGGAUCGUUACCCCAGAUUACGUCCGCUGGAUUUCAAUUUUUGCUUCAUCCCCCGCACGCUCAACUUUGGGAUUUAUUACUACAAUACUUGCACAUGGCCGAGGAAAGACAGAUGGAUUUGGUCGAGGUCCUUACUUUUUUUUUCAUGUUAUCCACGAUGGAACUCGGUCGUGAAUAUCUUACAGAAAAUUUAAGUCAAACUCAAAAAGCAAUGCUUGAUGACCUCCGAGAUUACGGUCUGAUUUGGCAGCGUAGGGCUACAUCGCGACGUUUCAGCCCCACUCGACUGGCCACUACCCUUACCUCGUCAUCUCCCUCGCUUCCCACCAGCACUGGUGCGGCAAGUAGUUCGCAGCAAGGCUUCAUUGUUCUCGAAACCAACUAUAGGGUGUAUGCAUACACAGAUAACCCUUUACAAACCGCUGUUCUUAAUCUUUUUGUGUCCUUAAAGUAUCGUUUCCCCAACUUAGUAGUUGGAUCCAUAACCCGUGACAGUGUUAGACGAGCAUUGAACAAUGGGAUUUCCGCUGCACAGAUCAUCAGCUACCUGACCGCUCAUGCGCACCCUCAAAUGCGAAAAUUUAAUCCCCUAAUACCUGUCACUGUCCAAGAUCAAAUCCGUUUAUGGGAGUUGGAGAAGGAAAGAUUAAAAUCUCAAGAGGGGUAUCUUUACACCGCGUUUGCGUCGCAGGCGGACUAUGAGUUCGUUCUCGAUUAUGCCAAACAACUUGAUGUUGUCCUGUGGGAGAACAACGCCAAGCGCUGCUUCUUCGGCAGUCUUGAAGGACAUUCAAAUAUUCGCAAUUUCAUUGAACGGAGGACCAGUGGGGCCACCUAG